CACUUCUUCGUCUAUGCGAAGCAUUCGGUCUGCCCUGGCACGAGAAAAUGACAAAUCGAGACAAUAACUAACAAUUGGGCGAUGGGGUAUUCUUUCCUCCUUUUUUCCAAAAAUGGAGCCAGCCAGUCACAAGGGACCUUGCCAAAUAUUAUAAAACCAUCUUGUCAUCACUCCUCGCUGUCUUUAACUACUGAAGAAUUCGAAGAGUGGGAGUACUCGCAUACAUAUUUUUCACAGGUCUAAUCAAAGGUCUCAAGAGAUGUACAGCACAGAAUAUGGAGAUGGCAAAGAUUCCUACGGUUGUUAUAGGAGAUCUCUAAGUUGGGAACCAUCUAGCUACUUGGUAACAUGGACUUCUGAAAUGGAAUGUUGUGAUACGCCUCCACCUUCACUCUGCCCUCCUGUGCAGAGGUAUUGCCCCCAAAAGCCAAAAUAUUGUCCUCCAGCUCCAAAGGGCUGCCCAGCCCAACAGAAAUAUUAUCCUCCGGUCCAAGACUACUGUCCCCCUGUCCAACGGUAUUGUCCAUCAGUACAGAAGUACCGUCCACCUGUCAAAUACUGUUCUCCUCCUGGACGGAAGAGUCAUCCGCCUGCCCAGUGGUGUCCUCCUCCAGUGCAGAAGUGCCGUUCAGUUAUCCAAUCAUGUUCUCGUCCUCCAGGACAGAAGUAUUGUCGGCCUGUCCAGAGGUGCUAUCCACCUCAACAAAAAUAUUGUCCACCAGCCCAACCGUGCUAUCUACCUCAACAGAAAUAUUGUCCACCAGCCCAAUCAUGCUAUCCACCUCAGCAAAAAUAUUGUCCACCAGCCCAACCAUGCUAUCCACCUCAACAGAAAUAUUGUCCACCAGCCCCACCGUGCUAUCCACCUCAACAAAAAUAUUGUCCACCAGCCCAAUCAUGCUGUCCACCUCAACAAAAAUAUUGUCCACCAGCCCAAUCGUGCUAUCCACCUCAACAAAAAUAUUGUCCACCAGCCCCACCGUGCUAUCCACCUCAACAAAAAUAUUGUCCACCAGCCCAAUCAUGCUGUCCACCAGCUCAACCAUGCUAUCCACCUCAACAAAACGAUUGUCCACCAGCCCAAUCAUGCUGUCCACCAGCCCAACUGUGCUAUCCACCUCAACAAGAAUAUUGUCCACCAGCCCAAUCGUGCUGUUCACCACAACCUGAGAUCUAUCAGAUCAAACAAGCUUCCAAAGCGCCUCCCCAUCUUCUGAAGAAGUAGCUGAUGAGUUGUGCUGAAUAUGAACAUCACAAUCUAGCUCAAAAUGUUGUCUUGCUAUUUAUUUACUAGCUGAUAUGCUUGUAAUUACUUACCCUGGACAUUUUGACUAUUUAUCAAAUUUAUAUGUUAAAAAUAUGUAUGUAACACAAUAAAACUUAUUAAAGCAUU
This is a messenger RNA of Pantherophis guttatus, 1393 nucleotides long. The record is from RefSeq and is a predicted model, not a curated record. Lineage: Eukaryota; Metazoa; Chordata; Lepidosauria; Squamata; Colubridae.